AUGGGUGAUAUUGAAGGAUCUCCAGGUAGCUCCAUGCAUGGAGUAACUGGAAAAGAACAAACGUUUGCAUUUUCAGUUGCAUCACCUAUAGUUCCAACAGAUACAACUGCAAAAUUUGAUUUACCAGUUGAUUCUGAACACAAAGCCAAAGUUUUCAAGAUUUUCUCAUUUGCUAAUCCUCAUAUGAGAACUUUUCACCUUUCUUGGAUUUCUUUUUUCACUUGUUUCGUUUCUACUUUUGCUGCAGCCCCUCUUGUUCCCAUUAUUCGUGACAAUCUCAAUCUUACCAAAAACGACAUUGGAAAUGCUGGUGUUGCUUCUGUUUCUGGCAGCAUAUUCUCUAGGCUUGUAAUGGGUGCAGUGUGUGACCUAUUAGGGCCAAGAUAUGGUUGCGCUUUUCUUGUUAUGUUAUCAGCUCCUACUGUUUUUUGCAUGUCUUUUGUGUCUGAUGCUGGUGGAUACAUAGCAGUUAGGUUUAUGAUUGGAUUUUCUCUUGCAACUUUUGUUUCUUGCCAAUAUUGGAUGAGUACUAUGUUCAAUAGUAAGAUCAUAGGACUUGUUAAUGGAACUGCGGCCGGCUGGGGUAAUAUGGGUGGCGGAGCAACUCAGUUAAUAAUGCCUUUAGUUUAUGAUUUGAUUCAAAAAGCUGGUGCUACUCCUUUUACUGCUUGGAGGAUUGCUUUUUUUGUUCCGGGCAUGCUUCAUGUUAUUAUGGGUAUUUUGGUCUUAACUAUGGGCCAAGAUUUGCCUGAUGGAAAUCUUGGUGCUUUACAAAAGAAGGGUGAUGUUGCUAAAGAUAAGUUCUCCAAGGUUUUCUGGUAUGCUAUUACAAACUAUAGGACUUGGAUCUUUGUCCUUCUUUAUGGCUAUUCUAUGGGUGUUGAAUUGUCUACUGACAAUGUUAUUGCUGAGUACUUCUAUGACAGGUUUAACCUCAAGCUACGCACUGCUGGAAUAAUUGCUGCAACUUUUGGUAUGGCUAAUCUCCUUGCUCGUCCUUUCGGAGGCUAUGCAUCAGAUGUAGCAGCAAGAUAUUUUGGCAUGAGAGGAAGGCUCUGGGUUCUUUGGAUUCUUCAAACAUUAGGAGGAGCGUUUUGUGUAUGGCUUGGCAGAGCCAAUUCUUUACCAAUUGCUGUAUUAGCAAUGAUUCUCUUCUCUAUUGGAGCUCAAGCUGCUUGUGGAGCUACAUUUGGUAUUAUCCCAUUCGUUUCCAGACGAUCUUUGGGAAUUAUAUCAGGAUUAACAGGAGCUGGUGGUAAUUUUGGUUCUGGAUUAACACAACUAAUUUUCUUUUCAACUUCAAAAUUCUCAACAGCAACUGGUCUUUCUUUAAUGGGACUUAUGAUUAUGGGCUGUACUCUUCCUGUUACAUUAGUCUAUUUCCCUCAGUGGGGUGGAAUGUUCUUUCCUGCUUCAAAAGACAUUGUAAAAUCUACUGAAGAAUUUUAUUACGGCUCAGAAUGGAACGAGGAAGAGAAGCAAAAGGGUUUGCACCAACAAAGCCUGAAGUUCGCCGAGAACAGCCGGUCGGAGCGCGGCAAGCGCGUCGCUUCUGCUCCAACUCCACCAAACACCACCCCUAACCAUGUCUAGUAAAGAUUUUAAACUUCAUUUCCACAAUAAUUUUCAAGAAGGGUUGUUUAAAAUUUUCUUGUGUACUUAAUUUCAAAAAAAAUCAAGAUUGUACUUUUAAAAGAAAAAGGAAAAUAAUGUAGUGUGUGGUCAUAUAUUAGAAUAUUCCAAAGAUUCAUAUGUAAGGAAAGUUGUCUUCUGGUAUCAAUAUAGAGAAUCAUAAAAUGCAGAUCUCUAUGUCUGUACAUGAGA
Molecule: messenger RNA, 1824 nt
Organism: Jatropha curcas
Lineage: Eukaryota; Viridiplantae; Streptophyta; Magnoliopsida; Malpighiales; Euphorbiaceae
Product: high-affinity nitrate transporter 2.1
Biological process (GO): transmembrane transport
Molecular function (GO): nitrate transmembrane transporter activity
Source: RefSeq, a predicted model, not a curated record